UCUCUCUCUCUCUCUCUCAAAGUCUGACCCCACUGCGAGUUUAGUCCGAGGCUGAAAGGAAAACUGCGAUCUCUGUAGAAUAAUACAUAGAGAGAUGAGUGGGAUCAGUUGUAAUGGCGGUGGUGGUGGUGGUGGGCCUUGUGGUGCUUGCAAGUUCUUAAGGCGAAAGUGCGUAAAGGGUUGCAUCUUUGCACCUUACUUCGAUUCAGAGCAAGGGGCGUCGCACUUCGCGGCGGUGCACAAGGUGUUUGGUGCUAGCAACGUGUCCAAGCUCCUCUUACGUAUCCCCGUCGACAAGCGUCUUGACGCCGUCGUUACAAUCUGUUAUGAAGCCUUGGCUCGUAUCAGAGAUCCCGUUUAUGGCUGUGUCGGCCACAUCUUCGCCCUCCAGCAACAAGUGGUGAAUUUGCAAGCAGAACUGGCAUACAUACAAGCCCAACUCACAAACAUGGAGAUUCCACUUCAACCAUUGUCUCCGACACAGUCUUCUCCCUCAGCAAGCCUUGGAGCCACCUCUGACUUGUUACCUAUUACCAAUGAAUCAAUGUUUUUUGACCCUCUUCAGUUACAGCAGAUAGUCGAGAUGACAGGUUGUUGGAACCAAACUGACCAGCAUACUAAGAACGGUGAUCUUUCAGCAUUAGCGUGGGAAUUUGUGUCCAGAUACAUGCCGGGAGUAAGAUUCCGGCCGUCGGAUUCCUGUUGAAGUUUCUGAUCAACUAUUUGCCAAUUUGGGACCAGAUUUUUUCUAAACCUCUUUUAGCAAAUUGGUGUAACUGGAUCUUAAUCCUUAUGACUAAUCAA
Nelumbo nucifera (sacred lotus) is the source of this 804-nucleotide messenger RNA. Its product is annotated as LOB domain-containing protein 19-like. Gene Ontology annotation, cellular component: nucleus. Gene Ontology annotation, biological process: positive regulation of DNA-templated transcription; hormone-mediated signaling pathway. Lineage: Eukaryota; Viridiplantae; Streptophyta; Magnoliopsida; Proteales; Nelumbonaceae. The record is from RefSeq and is a predicted model, not a curated record.